CACACACACACACACACACACACUUACUCAUUCACUCACUCACACACUCUCACUCACACACACAGAGGAGGAAGAUGAAGUUUGUAUCUCUUUUUAGACGUUUAAAGUCAAAUGUUAUUGGAAUGAUUCAUGUUGGAGCGCUACCAGGCAGUCCGCUGAAUAGAGCUCCUCCUCCUGCGAUUGUCGAGGCGGCCUGCAGGGAGGCGGAGGAAUACACGCAGGCUGGAGUGGACGGCUUGAUCAUUGAGAACAUGCAUGACGUUCCGUAUGUGUUUGACGUUGGUCCGGAGGUGUGUGCGUGUAUGACGGCUGUGUGUACUGCAGUGAGACACCUCUGUCCAUCUCUGCCCAUAGGAGUCCAGAUCCUGUCUGCUGCCAACCGGCCGGCUCUGGCUACUGCACUGGCCUCAGGGCUGGAUUUUAUCCGAGCGGAGGGCUUCGUCUUCUCUCACGUAGCUGAUGAAGGCCUCCUGGACGCGUGUGCUGGUGAACUCCUGCGCUAUCGCAGAAACAUCGGAGCAGAACACGUACAGAUAUUCACAGACAUCAAGAAGAAGCACAGUGCUCAUGCUCUCACAGCAGACGUUAGCAUAGCUGAAACAGCGCGAGCGGCUGAGUUUUUCCUUUCGGACGGGCUGAUCAUCACCGGUUCGGCUACGGGGGUCCAGGCUGAUCCUACAGAGCUGAAAGAGGUUGCCAAAUCUGUAAAACUCCCCGUGCUGAUUGGUUCUGGAGUGACUUACGACAACGUGGAACAUUAUCUGGACGCAAAUGCUCUGAUCAUCGGCUCCCACUUUAAGAAGGACGGCCGCUGGGAGAACGACGUGGAUCCAGACAGAGUGAAGAGGUUCAUGGAGAAGAUGCACCAGCUUCGGAAGUGACAAGAUUCCCGGCGAUUCAGCCAGAUGGAAUAUUUAAAGGGCUUUUAUGAAAUGGGAGUUUGAUGAAAACUCGUUUUUGUGAUGUCACAUGGGUUCAGCUCCGUCCAUUCAUGCUGAAGUUAUGAGUGUUUCGGCCGGGACUGCUUUUUGAGCAAGGGCAGCCAAUGACAACAGAGCUCAUUUACAUAAAUCAGUCUUAAAGGUACAGUAACCAAAACAGACACACAAACAUACUGAUAAACAUACUGACUGAUUGUGUGUCUGAUUUGUUUACCUUUAAGACUGAUUGAUGUAGGUGGAGCUGGUAAUUUUAUCAGAUAAAAGUCUCCAGUACACUAAUAAAAUUGUUACAAAACGUU
Pygocentrus nattereri (red-bellied piranha) is the source of this 1240-nucleotide messenger RNA. RefSeq lists its product as uncharacterized. Bases 75 to 881 code for a protein of 268 amino acids. The transcript is spliced from 6 exons. The record is from RefSeq and is a predicted model, not a curated record. Lineage: Eukaryota; Metazoa; Chordata; Actinopteri; Characiformes; Serrasalmidae.